Molecule: messenger RNA, 627 nt
Organism: Penicillium griseofulvum
Lineage: Eukaryota; Fungi; Ascomycota; Eurotiomycetes; Eurotiales; Aspergillaceae
Exons: 1
Coding region: 1-627 (208 amino acids)
Source: RefSeq, a predicted model, not a curated record
AUGACUACUAAGGCCCACGAAGUUGCACACAGGCAUCUUGACAAGUUUAUUUUCGAAAAGCUUAUUCGAAUGAAUAAUCACGACAAAAUCUUCCUAUACGGAGAAGCCCAGAUAGAGUCUGGGUCGGUCAAGAAGAAACCCGAUACCUCUUACGGCCCAGUCAGCCUCCCCGCAGUCCACACGGAUAAAUGGCCCACUGUGGCAAUUGUAAAAGGCUACACGGAAUCAAAGGCCAAGCUGGCUUGUGAUGCUAGAUGGUGGCUGAUCGAGACCGGGGGCGAUGUGAAGACUGUCCUCAUGGUCUUCGUGCACCAAAGGAAGAGGGAGAUCAUCAUUGAAAGAUGGCGGAUGAUCGAUCGCCCAAUGAGGAAACAAGAGGGCAAAAAGGUGGCAGAGGUUGUGCAAAAAGUUGUUAUUUCACAGGUGAAAGACCAGGUGGUUCACUCGAUCGGACGGUGGAAUCACCAAACUACCGUCGUUGUCAAAUUUGAUCUCGUCGUGAUAUGGAAACUCUGGGUGCUUUGGUCUGAGACUGAGGACCAUCUGUGCGUGUCUAUUGUAACUGGCGUGGUACCUUUAUGCAUGGAAAGAGAGUAUCAGAUGGACGAGUUGAGAGGAAAGGUUUAA